This is a messenger RNA of Meloidogyne enterolobii, 439 nucleotides long. The record is from the annotation of a GenBank genome assembly. NCBI's taxonomy places the organism in Eukaryota, Metazoa, Nematoda, Chromadorea, Rhabditida, Meloidogynidae.
UCCUGAAAAUAUUAAAAAAUUCGAAAUUAACUAUAGAACCUAGCAACGAAUUUAAGUGGAAAAAUGAGGACGACAAUAUCGCCGAAAAUAUUAAAUUACUUUUUUUCCCAGUAUAAUUUUAAUUUAAUAUUUAAAGGAUAAUGAUGUGCCUAUUUUACAAAAAAUUAGUGAAUGCAUACAAAUUGUUAAAAGAGAACGUCUCGGUAGAACUGGACACCGUACUACAACUGACGCAAGUUCUCUCAACGAUACAAUGGAUUCUUCAUUUCAUGAACGCGGAGGAUUUGACCCAGAACGUAUUGUUACUUCAACACCUAGAGCAAGUCAAGAGCGCGAAGUUCAAUGGCUUCAAGCUGUUUCGAGUAAUUCUCAAGUUACUGAAGAGGUGGAAAUGAGUGAGGAUAUUUCAACAAUUUGUGAGCAUGAUUUUAGUCCUUAA